Lactuca saligna is the source of this 810-nucleotide messenger RNA. The record is from the annotation of a GenBank genome assembly. NCBI's taxonomy places the organism in Eukaryota, Viridiplantae, Streptophyta, Magnoliopsida, Asterales, Asteraceae.
AUGGAAAAAGAAGUUAAAUCUCCAACGAAAGUCACUGUUAAAGUAAAGGCUUUGAAGAAAAGUUCAAAGCCUAUUGUUACUAAAGAUGUUGAUCCUUUGAAGGAUGUGCUACCUUCGAAGACUGGUGUUUUGAAAAGGCUCAAGAAAAUGGCUCAUCGUUCUCGCCAUUCACCUGAAAGAUCAUCCAAUUUUUCUCCUUCAUACAUUCUUUUGUUACCACCAUUUAUAGUACCCACUACGUCCCAUAUUCCUUCUGCCACUUAUUCUCCUACAUUUGAUAUUGUCUUGCAACAACCUUUGAUCACUUUAUUCCCAUUCCAAUCCACCGAUACACCACCAGUUCAAGACACAAAAACUGAUGAAGAAGAGUUUCAGGGUUCCUUUGCAGAAAUUGAGUUUGAUUCUGACAAAGAAAAGAUCCCAGAUCACAUGAUCAUGUCUGGAAAGCAAUUUAAGAUCUUGAAUAGGAAACUUAAUUAUCUUUUACAGUUUCAAGCAAAUGCAGUCAAUAAUCAUUCUAUCUCAGGAAUUGAAGUGGAUGUGAUGCUUAAUGCUCAGGAGCAUUGUAUUCAAAGUAAAAUUGAUAGUGUGAAUAGAGAUCUUGAAUCCAGGAACAAAGAAGUAAAGACUGUUCGUGAGAAUGUUAAUCUUAAGAUUCAAGAACUUCAUGAUGAUAUGGCGAAGGAAUUUGCUGAAUUAGGUCACAAUUGUUCUAAUCUUCACAACAAGGUGGACAUCCUUGCUGCUGCAAUCACGAAAGUAAUGGAAUGGCAUACCACGCUUCCUUCGCAAGUUGAUAAGCUUGGUUAG